Messenger RNA from Spirodela intermedia, 13943 nucleotides. NCBI's taxonomy places the organism in Eukaryota, Viridiplantae, Streptophyta, Magnoliopsida, Alismatales, Araceae. The record is from the annotation of a GenBank genome assembly.
AUGAGAGAGAAUCAGAGCGAAAAAGAGUAAGUGAGUGCUCGCGAAGGAGUCUGGCCUUUCUUGAGUAUGUGUUAAACGGUGCACGUUUUAGGGUUUUAUUGAGUCACUUGGAUGUCGGGAGAUAGAGGAGGAGAGAGAGAGAGAGAGAGAAUUCUCUGAUCGACCUAAAGCCACGGCCCGGCUGAAGUAUCAGACUGUAUAAACUAUACACUUUUUUGCUUUUUCUUCACACUUUGGGUGGGUUAAUUAUAGAGAGAUACAUAGAUGAAGACAUACAGACAUUGGUACAGAGAGAGAGGGGGAGAAAGAGGUAGAGAGAGGGAGAGAGAGAGAGAGCGCGCGAGAGGGGAGGAGAGAGACGGGAGUCGUCGGUUGGUCGUCAGUAAAAAAAAAACGGCGAGUCAACGAACAGAACCUCGCUAAUCCAAAACUGUUCAAGCGGGACAGUUGAAAUAUUCCGUUCUGCUAAAUUGCCCACAUGUCCCGAAAAUUUUCCUAAUGGGCGUAGGUGAGGAAGGGGGGUGGGGAGUCAACGUUGGCCUCUCGUUAAGAGAAAAGGUUCCACGGAUACAACUGAACGCCUGCCUACUGUAGACCAAUGCUGCGAGCGACGUGAAGCUGAGAACUUCACGUCUACCAGGACGCUUCAAAGUACGUGGGAUUUUCGAUCUCCAGAAGAUCGAAGGAUCGAAGAGUAGAGACGGAAAUUGAGGAAGAGGCGGCGAAGUGGCGAUGGCCUCCUCCGCGACGGUUCUGGCGUCCUUCCGUUCUCAUUCUCACCUCCGACGGGCAGAACAGGACCUGCGGAGGAUCUCCGCCAAUCCGGGGCUUCUGAUUCGCUUCUGCCGGGAGCGGAGGCUGCAUUCACCCGCAAGGUUCCGGAUCAAAGCCGCGGUGGUCGUUGCUGGGAAGGUAGGAGUCCUACCUAACUUCUGGAGACUGGUCUCGGAUUACUGUGAUUGUGGAGAACUAAGUGCGCCUGAUAGUUUUAGAUCUGGUCCGAUCGUUCCUUCGGAUCUGUCUUGACAGUUUUCUGUACAGUCGUGUGGUUUUGUUUCAAUGCCGAUGGAGAAAUAUUGAGGCGAGAAGCUUCAAUUAUGCAGGAGGAUGUUAGUCCAGAAGUCGACAUAUUUGCUUGCCCAAUUUGCUAUGAACCACUGAUAAGGAAGGGGCCUUCAGGCCAAAACCUGUGAGAACACCUCAUUUCUGAACCUCUCUGGCAUGCCUAUUAUAUUCGCUUGGAUAUCUGAGCGUUGGUGUGGUUCAUCAGGUCGCCAUCUACAGGUCUGGUUUCAAGUGUGAAAGGUGCAACAAGCCAUUCUCCAGCAGGAAUACGUAUCUGGAUCUCACCGUCACAUCUGGGAUUAGGGAGUAUAAUGAAUACAAGCCUUCAGGGACUGAGAUGUUCAGGUCCGUAACGUAGUACCUGUUUCUUCUUGUUUGAGUGACUCCAUUUACUUGUGUAAAAAGAACAAAGUUUCAUCGAAUGUUUUGGAGGCCCUUUGUGGCACUGGCACUUUGCCAUGAUUUCUCCAGGGGUUGCAAGGGAGCUAGACACCCAUCUGUAAAACAAGACUUCACCAGAUUAAAAGAAAGGCAAAAAUUAUUUGAAGUCCAUGAUCCUAAAAGACCCAUCCACAGGGUAAAAAAUCAUCUAAAUUUGGAAAACUAGCUGUAUGUGUCCUAUCUCAAGCUUCCUAAAAAUGAACUGGGGUAAUAAUAUUAAAUUCAAUUAGGAAAUACUCGCUUUAAAAAAAUAUAUAAAACUUAAUUUGGUAAUGCUUUUUCAAACUAUAAUUCUGGGGGAGACAAGGCUGAUUUCAUCAUACGACCAAUGGCCAUUUUCUUCGACAAUGCAAUAGUUAAAAAUUUACGUGAAUUGGCAAAUAUAAAUUUACAAAGAAAUACAGAUACAUGUUAACAGUUGCUCAACCAUGCAAUCAAAGAUUCCCAUUCAGUUCCUAUUCUGAUCGUUGCCCUUCAAUCCAUAACUUGAUUACAGCUGUAAAUCAGGGGCUUCAUAAUUAUACACUAAUAUUUCUUUGAUGAUUUCCCUCUUUAGGAGUUCACUUGUCUCUUUUUUUACAAGAGGGGAUGGUGACAAAGUUUUAGUAGAAAUGGAUUCCCAGGUCUUGAGGAGGAGGUACUCUGAAAAAAUCAAUAUUUAAUUCAUUAAAAUAGGCUGAUUUAUGUAGGCUCGUGUUCUAUAUUCAUUGACUAAAUUAUCAUGACGUCAUUGAUUACUAUUAUUAUAUUUCUUCAUCCUAUGUCGUAUUAUACUGAGAAUGUUUCACCCCUACAGUUCAAAAUGGCUCAAGAGUACUUCGAGCAUGUAGCAGGUGGCCUUCUUUUAGACAUAAGAAGUGGGAGUGGCUUGUUUUCUAGAAAAUUCGCCGCAAAGUCUAGGACUUUCUCCAAAGUCAUUGCACUAAACUUUUCUGAGAACAUGCUUCGCCAGUGCUAUGAGUUCAUUGUGAAAGAUCAUGCUCUCUUGAACACGUAAGUUAAUUUGGUAUUACACUAUUAGUCAAUGUUGUAGAUAAUUUGGCAUGCUUUAUGAAGUUCUUAUUAUUCCUUUAGUCUAUUUGGAGCUCCCCAUAAUCUCACGUUCAGUGAUUCUCCUAUUGGACUUGGGUUUUCCUCCUAAAUAAGUGUAUUGAGGGUUAUCAAGACUCUACCUCCCAUGAGUUUCACCAUGUCUUUAAGGUGGAAUUCUAAAAAUUGCUGCUGAUUUUUUUAUGUUUUCCCAUGAGGCUUCAUAGUCAAGAAGGUUUUUCUAUUUGACUAGUACUUUCACAUUAAAAGAUGAACUAUGAAAGGAAGGAUGUCUUGAGGAACAAUUACUCAUUUUAUAUCUUCUAUAAGCACUCUUAGAAUUUGUUGACUGCAAUCCAGAUUUUCCAGGGCUCUACAAAACUAUGAGACAUGAAACACUAGAUGAAGAGUUGUGUUAUUUGGUAGCUCUGAUUUAUAUGCCACUAGUCUAAUUCGCCCCUUGAUGGGAUAUCAACAAAAAAACUUAGGACCAAGCUUUUUGUUGAGCUUCUUUGCCAAUGUCCUCAUGUGAUAGGGUUUGAGUUCUAUAUAAAUGAAGUCUCUCUCUCACUUGUAAUUUUGUCACUUUUAUGUUUACUUGCUUGUUUUUUCAUCUUGGACUGUACAUGCAAUAAAUUUUCCUUCAAAAGUUGAAGUAUUUAAUCAUGUUCAAUUAAAUAUUUGCCUACUUCAUUGAUUGAUGAAAUAGGUAGCUCAUAUUGUGAAAAUGUGAGAGGAUCUCAAUAAUAAAUUACUUUGAAAGGCAUCAUCUAGAUAUUUGAGUGAUAAGAAGUUUUAUAGCUAAGUUUUGCUAGUGUAAUGACUCACUACACAAUUUAGGCUUAUCAUAGGCAACACAUUUGAGCUAGGUUUCUAGGCUUGGAUUUAUGACCUUUAUUUGAUCAUCUAUUUGUGGAUGAUGAUGAAAACUCGUUAUAAGUUUAAUGUCUUGUAUUUAUUUAGUAAUCUCUUAAAAGGGUUUGUGAAGACACUUCCUCUAUCAACUACAAUAGACUUAGGUAAGUCAUGUGACAUGACUUAGUCGUUGUAUAGUAAAUCACACAAAUUGAAAAUUUAUAAAAUUAGAAAAUAUUAAUUUUCAGAUAUUUAGAAAUAUUUCUGAACAAAUAUAUCAAUUAUAAUUCAAUAAAACUUCCAAAAAUAGUGAUAAUUUUUCAAAUUAAUCACAGGGAUAUAAUAUAAUAUCGGGCAUUUUUUUCAUAAUUUUUCUUAAAAAAUAUGAGUUUUUAUAAAUUUUAUACUAAGAAAUAAAAAUAAAAUAUAUUUAAAACUCAUAAAAAAGAGAAAUAACCGACAAACGUAAAUCAGACAGAAAUAGAGUUCUACUCGAUGAUUUUUAUGUAAGUGAUUAUAGAUGAUUUAAUUAAUCAAAUUAAAAUCUAUAAAAGUCAGAAGAAUCGUAAUUGAAUAAAGUAUAGUUUGGUAAAUUUAAAUCACACAAAUUAUCACUAAAUGAAGUGAAAAUUAAGUUGAAAGUAGGAAAAUAGAGUUCCGGCAUCACUACUAUGAUGCGUCGGUGAUGCACCAAAAUCUUGAGCAUUCGAGAGGAUCAUCGUACAUUAUCCACGGCCUCAAAGGCUCUCAUUGGAAAAGACGACAUGGGCAAUCUCUAGAUUUCCUUGCGAAGUCUAGAGAUUUAUGAAAUAGGUUAUUGAAUCAUCUCUAGUGACUAUUAUUUGGCAUAGCGGAAAAAUGAUGACUUUGCAGCUCUCUAGUAGCUGUCACUCGAUGGAGAGGAGUUAGAUGGAAGUGGGGUGCAUGUUAGGGAGCUUCAUCCUCAGGUCCGCGUAGUAAUAACAGGCUCUUCAGCGCAUCUGGUAUGCUCUCAAGAGGUGGUGACUCGUCUCCUAGUAGAUUGUCCUCUUCCUUACGAUAGCUUGUUCGUCGAUCAAUUAGAGAUGAUUUACUCGAUGAAUUUACAAUCCUUUUAUCAUGAAUCUUUCAGUAAUUUUAGUAACAAUGCUCUGCAAAUCGCGUUGACGAGGUUUUCGCCAAUGAUCUAACGAUUUUAGCGACUUAAUCUUUCACUAGUGAUCUACAAGAAAGUCAUGAUAGUCAGUUAAAAAUACGAGUUUUGGCUUUGGGAAGAUUUGAACUCAUGCUGGUUACCCGCUUACAUGAGAGAGAUUGAAACAAGUAAUCUAAUGCCCUUAUCAAGUGACGUUGAUAAGUCUUCAUUAUCAUGAGUUAAUAAUUAGUAAAUAAUAUAGUUUUAGCCUUAACUCAUGAUAAAUAGACUUAUAUUUGUGUUAAAGUGUGAAAAGUGGUUUUCAGUUGAUUAAUGUGAUUUUUUGGGUAAUUAUGUGAUUUUAUACGAAUUUAUAUGAUUUUUACAGUCUUACUUUUGAGAUAAAUGAAGAAAAAGAAAUAAAACUAAAAUAUUGCAAAAUGGGGGGGACCCGCCGGCCAGCCAGGCCCACAAGUGGGUCGGAAGCUCAGUCGGGGAGUAGCUGCGAGCAGGGGCUCGAGCGGCUUGGACCGAUAGAGGCACGUGUGCACCACUCCCCUUCCAUGUCACCGGUGGCCAGCCGGCUGUGGGGCAAGGAGUGGUCGUACACGCGAGAGAAGGGACUUUGCUUAGAAAGCUAACAUUACUAUAUAUUUGCCUGAAAAAUCGACACACAAUCGAUGUGGGACUAAACCUGCGUCACACCUUCCUCAGAAGGGGCGGACAACCGGCGCGGGUUCGAAUCCUCCCAGAGUCAAAAUUCAUAUAUUUGUAUCUAAUUAUUGCGACUUUCCUACAGAUCACCGGUAAAGGAUUAAGCAACGAGAAUCGCUGGAUCAUCGGCGAAAAUCUCAUCAACACGAUUCGCGGAGAAUUGCUACUAAAAUUACUGAACGAUUUGCGAUAAAAGGAUCGCGAAUCCAUCGAGUAAAUCAUCUCCAAUUGAUCGACGAACAAGCCGUCAUCGAGAAGAGGACGAUCUGCCGGGAGACGAGUCGCCACCUCUUGAGAGCAUACUAGAUGCGAUGAAGAGCCUCCUCUUGCUGCGCGGACCUGAGGAUGAAGCUCCCUAACACACGCCCCACCUCCAUCCAGCUUCUCUCCGUCGGGUGACAGCCACCGGAGAGCCGCAAAGUCGCCGUUUUUCUGCUCUGCCGGGUGACAGCCGCCAAAGACGACUCGACGACCCAUUCCAUUGAUCUCUAAACUUCGAAAGGAGAUCUAGAGAUUGCCCACGUCGUCUUUGUCCAAGGAGAGCCUUCGAGGCCGUGGACACUACACGACGAUCCUCCCAAACGCUCAGGAUUCCGGUGCAUCGCCAACGCAUCGUCGUCGCGAUGCCGGAACUCUGUUUUCCUGCUUUCAACUUACUUUAUACUUCAUUUAGUGAUAUUUUUUGUGAUUUUAAUUUACCAAAAUAUACUUUGUUCUAUUAUGAUUCUUCCGGCUUUUACAGAUCUUAAUUUGAUUAAUUAAAUCGUCUGUAAUCACUCACGUAAGAAUCGCCAGGUGGAACUCUGUUUCCGCUCGAUUCGCAUUCGCCGGGCGCUGACGUCAUCCUGACGUCCGCACCCUUAUUUCCCUUUUUUCGUAAAUUUUAAAUAUAUUUCCUUUUUAUUUCCUAGUGUAAAAUUCAUAGAAAAUCGUAUUCACUGAGGAAAAUUCUGAAUAAUUACCAUAUAUUAAAUUACAUCCCUAUAAUCAACCUGGAAAAUUACCGCUAUUUUUGGAAGUUUUAUUGAAUUAUAAUUGAUAUAUUUGUUCAGAAAUACUUCUAAAUAUCUGAAAAUUUGUAUUUUCUAGUUUUAUAAAUUUUAGAUUUGCGUGAUUUAAUAUACAACAGCUGAGUCACGUCAGUUAGACACUGACAUUAUCCUGACAUCUACACCUUUAUUUCCUUCUUUUGUGAAUUUUAAAUACAUUUUACUUUUAUUUCUUAGUAUAUAAUUUAUAAAAAAAUAUAUUCUUUGAAAAAAAUUCUGAAAAAUUACCCGAUAUUAUAUUACAUCCCUAUGAUCAACUGAAAAUUUACUACUAUUUUUGAAAGUUUUAUUGAACUAUAAUUGAUAUAUUUGCUCAAAAAUACUUCUAAAUAUCUAAAAAUUAGUAUUUUCUAGUUUUAUAAAUUUUAAAUUUAUGUGAUUUACUAUACAAUGAUUAAGUCACAUCAAAUUUUGAUGCCUUCGGGGAUGUAUUACAUAAUAUUUAGUAUUUUUCUAUUUUUCUCUUAGAGUACACAAAAAAAUUAACUCUUGUUUUAUUUUCUUCUUGCUGAAUUUUUUUAAAAAAAGAAGGAAAUGAAGAGAAGCAAGGCAAGGACUAGAGCAUACUAAAUGAGGGUAGCAAUUAUUAAACUUUUUCCUCAAAUUUAUUGAUUUUUAUGCAUGGUAGAAAAUCUUUGCAUCCAAGGCUAGAAAAUUCUUUCAUUAUUUCAUUCAAAACUAAAAAUCUAAAAGAAAAAUUAAUUUUGAUAGAUCUUGAAGGAAGUACAAGUCAAAUUGAGAAUAAUCCUACGGCCAUGAAAAAUCAUUAUAUCCCUGAUUCAUUUCAAAGAGCAUCCAAUAUUAGAGUCCCAUUAACACCCACUGUUAAAUUCAAAAUAAAUCUAGGAAUUUUUCAAAUGCUUCCUAAUUUUCAUAGAUUGCUUUUAGAGAAAUCUUAUCAGCAUUUAAAAAAAUUUAUAUGGUCUGUGAUUUAGUUAAUCUCCCUCAAGUUACAUUGAAAAUUAUUAAGAUAAAAUUAUUUUCUCAUACACUUGGGGACAAAUCUAGUCAUCGAUUAUCCACAUUAGAUAGAGAAAUUAACUAACUGAAAAGAUAUAGAAUAGGCCUUUCUUCAAAAAAUUUAUCUCUUAGGAAAAACUCAAAAUAUGAGAAAAUAUAUAUAGAGUUUUUCUCAAAGAUUAGGAGAAACUUUGCAUGAGAUAUAGGAAAAAUUAAUAGUUUUACUUAGAAAGUGUCCUCAUCAUGCUAUACCCAAGUGACAACUCACUAAAAUUUUUUAUGAUGGAUUAUUAGAACAACAUAGAAAUAUGGUUGAUUCGAUAUAUGGAAGAACUUUUAUGGAGAAAACCCUUGUUGAGAUUUACAGCCUUUAUGAGAAUGUAAGUGAAAAUUCUAGAGAUCAAGCCUCUUUUGAAUUAUAUGACAAGGAUAAGAAGAGAAGAAUUUAUAAAUUAUAUAAUCAAAAUGAUUCUAAUUUACUAAAUGAGGUUAAUUAGAUUAAUAAAAUAUUAGGAAAACUUGAUUUACUUAUUGACAAUAUUAGAAAGUCUCUUAACCCUCAAUUCAAUUCAAAUAGUACAUGUCCUAUGUAUGGUCAAAAUGAUUAUUCUGAAUUUCAAUACUAUAAUUUAGAUCAAUCAUUUUACCCUAUGCAAGAACAAGUGUAAGUAGCUCAUGAUUUUAAUAAAAAUAGGAAGCCUUUUUCUAAUUCUUAUAAUCCUAACGAAGAAAUAAUUUUUCGUGGAAAGACCCAAAUAAUAUUCAAAAUCUAGAAGCACUUAGAUCCAAUUCAAACUCUGAAUUUCAUCCAAAAUGGGAAAACAGAUUUCAAAAAAAUCAGUCCUCUCAAACCUAACCUGAUGCUAUGGAAAUGAUGUAGUAAAUGAGUCAAAUGAUACAACAAAUUAUGAAUCAAAUGAUGUUGCAGCAGAAACAAAUUAUAGAGGCUCUUGGGAUUAAGAGAAAAGAGGGACAACUACCUAGUCAACCCAUAGAAAAUCUAAAGAAUCACCUAACAAUAAGAUUUCAGUAAGGGGAGUCUAGUAGCAUGAAUUUAGGAAAAAACCCACGAAAUGAAAAUAUUAAGACAGUAAAUGCAUUGAGUGAGAAGAUUUUACUUGAUCCUUAUCUCCAAACAUUAGAAGAAAAGGAAAACGUGGACAGCCCAAAAUAAAAUCAAAUAGGAGUAGAAGAGGAUUUUAUAGAUUCUACUAAGAAAACUCCGAAAGAGAGGACAACCAUUUCAUUUCCUAAAGCUCUAGAGCCUAGACAAAGAAAAGAAAAAGAACAUAAUGAAAUAAUUUUUUUUUUAUAAGAUGUGCAAAUUAGUCUUCCUUUACUCACUGCCAUUGAAUAUAUUCCUGAAUAUGCUAGAGUUUUGAAAGAAAUGUAUACAUUAAAAAGGACACCUAGAGUAAAAAAAUUAUCUAUGCAUGCUAGUGCUUUAUUAUUAAAUUAAUUACCAUAUAAAUUGAGAGAUACUAGUGCCUCUUUAAUUUCGUGUGAUAUUGGUGGAUCCAUUUUUUAGAAUACAUUACUUGAUACAAGUAUUUGUGAUAAAUUUAAUAUUACAGAUCGUAAACCUUCUACUGUUACUUUAUAAUUUGAUAAUAAAUCUAUAAAACAUACUAAAGGUAUUUUAGAAAAUGUGAUAGUGACAGUUAAAAGGUGUAAAUUUCCAACUGAUUUUUCUGGAAAUAGAUUUUAAUGGAAAGUUUUAUGAUACACCAAUCAUCUUAGGGAAACUAUUUUUGCAUACAGCAAACAUGAAUAUUGAUUUUCUUACAAGUAUUGCAAAAAUUUUAUGUGGAGAUCAAUCAGUAGAAAUUAAAAUUUUUAAGGUAUCAAAUGAUCUUAAGAAAUCCCAAAUAUAUGACUGUCAUACCAUAGAUUUUCUAGAUGAUUUUGAUGAUCCAAAUGUUAUUGAUGACUAUGUGCCAGAAGAAUUAGAGGAAAUAAAGAAUAUAAAUUUCAGAGAAAAGAAAGAAGAAGAUCAUCUGAAUUUAGAGUUGAAACCUCUUCCCUCUAGUUUAAAAUAUAUAUUUUUGGAGGAAAAUAAUUCAUAUUAUGUUAUUACUACAACUGAUUUGAGUAAUGAAUAAGAAGAAAAGUUAUUAAAUAUACUUCGAAAAAAUAAAAAGUCCAUUGGCUGGAAAAUGGAUGAUCUUAGGGGCAUUGAUAUGUGUGUAUGCAUGCAUAGUAUAUAUCUAGAGGAGGAGGCUAGUACUAAUAGGGAACCACAAUGAAGAUUAAAUCCUAACAUGAUGAAAAUUGUAAAAAAAAUAAAUUAAAGUGGCUGACAAUUGAAAUUAUUUAUCCUAUUUUAGAUAGCAAAUGGGUUAAUCUUACACAGGUGGUGCCAAAAAAAUUAGGGAUCAUGAUUAUAAAAAACAAAAAUAGGGAUGAAAUACAAACAAGAUUAACUACCGAUUGGAGGGUUUGCAUUGAUUAUAAAAGAUUAAAUUCAGUUACUAGGAAAGAUCAUUUUUCCCUACCAUUUACUAAUCAAAUUCUAAAACAAUUAGCUAGAAAAAACUUUUUUUAUUUUCUACAUGGAUACUCUAGUUAUAAUCAAAUUUAUAUAAACUCUUUAGAUCAAGAAAAAAUAACUUUCACUUGUCCAUUUGGUACUAUUGCUUUUAAAUGCAUGCCUUUUAGUCUGUGUAAUACUCUAGCCACAUUUCAAAGAUGUAUGCUGCCUAUUUUUUCUGAUAUGAUUGGAAAAUAGAUGGAAAUUUUUUGAAUGAUUCUUCUAUUUUUGGUGAAUCAUUUGAUGAAUGCUUAAAUAAUUUAUUGCAUAUACUUAAGAAAUGUAUAGAGAAAAAAAUAAUUUUGAGUUUGGAGAUAUUACAUUUUAUAGUUAGAGAGGGAGUUAUGUUGAGUCAUAUUGUGAGUGAAAGCGGUUUAGAGGUGGAUGGAGUAAAAAUUGAUAUUAUAUCUAAAAUGAAACUUCUGAAAUCAAUAAAAUAGAUUAGAUCUUUCUUGGGUCAUGUAGGUUAUUAUAAAAAAUUUAUUCAAGAUUUUUCAAAAAAUUUUAAACCUCUCACCAUGUUAUUAUCUAAAGAUGUGCCUUUUAAAUUUGAUAAGAAAUGUUUUGAGUCUUUUUCUGAAAUAAAAAGAUUACUUACUGAGGCACCUAUUUUACAAGCUCCUGAUUGAUCUCUUCCCUUUGAAAUAAUGUGUGAUGAAUCGAAUUAUGUAGUAGGAGUCGUUCUAGGACAAACAAAAGAGUCAAAACCCAUAAUAAUUUCAUAUGCUAGUAAAACUAUAUCUGAUGCUCAAUUAAAUUAUACCACGACUGAAAAAGAGUUUUUAGUUGUAAUAUUUUCAUUAGAAACGUUUAGAUCAUAUAUUUCCAGAGCUAAAAUUAUUAUUUAUACUAAUCAUGUAGUAUAAAUAUGUUCCAUUCAUAUCAGAACAUGUGCCAUUCAUCUAACUGUGGAGGACAUUUUUUUGGACGAAAAAUAGCUGGAAAAAAAUUUCAGUGUGGUUUUUAUUGGCCUAAAAUCAUUAAAAAUUAUAUAGAAUUUAGUAGAACAUGUAUUUCAUGUCAAUCUAUAGGUAACAUGAGCAAAAAAGAUGAAAUACCCAUGAGUAACAUGUUAGUAGUCGAAAUUUUUCAUGUAUAGAUAAUAAAUUUCAUGGGUCUCUUCCUAUCAGUUGAAAAAUAUGAAUAUAUUUUACUUGCUGUUGAUUAUAUGUUUAAGUGGGUGGAAGCUAUUCCUACUAAAACUAAUGAUCAUAAAAUCGUGAUGAAAUUUGUGCAGGAAAAUAUUUUUUCGAAAUUUGGAUGUCUUAGAGUGAUUAUUAGUGAUGGAGGAACAUAUUUUACAAAUAAACAUUUUAGGGAACUAUUGAAAAAGAAUAGAGUACACCAUAAAAUAGCCACUCUAUAUCAUCCUCAAAUAAAUGGGCAAGAUGAAGUAGUGAAUAAGAAAAUUCAGAGAAUUUUGAGAAAAUAAUUAGAUCAAAUAGGAAAGAUUGGCCCACAAAAUUACAAGAUGCAUUAUGGGCUUAUAGAACAGCUUAUAAAAAUUUCAUAGGUAUGUCUCCAUUUUAUCUCAUUUUUGAAAAGCCAUGUCAUCUUCUUGUGGAAAUAAAGCAUAAAGUAUUAUGGGCUAUAAAAAUUUUAUAUAUGGAUGAAAAAUCAGCUGAUGGGCAUAGAAUUUUUUAGCUACAUGAACUAGAGGAGUUGAGGAAUAAAGCUUAUGAAAAUCAUAGAAUAUAUAACAAAAAAAAAAACUUUUCAUUAUAAAUACAUUAGUAGAAAAAAAAUUGAUGUUGGUAAAAAGUGUGGUUAUAUGAUUCUAGGCUGAAAUUAUUCUCAAGAAAAUUAAAAUCAAAAUAGAUAAGACCUUAUAUGGUGGAAGAGACAUGAUCAUAGGGCUGUAAUGAUUAAAGAUCCUAAAAGUGAUCAUAACAUUAAGAUAAAUGGACAGCGGCUUAAACAUUACAUAAAACAUGAAUGCCUUGUAGAAAAAGAAAUUUUAUUAUUAAAAAAAAUUCAAGAGAAAGAUUAAUGUGUCUAGCUAGAGACAUUAAAUUUAGUACUGCAUGGGAGGUAACCCAUGGUCUUUAUUUCAUUUUGUUUUUUUUUAAGCUUUAUUUUUCUUAAAAUUUCACAAUACUUGUUUCUGUAUUUUAUUUUUAUUUUUUCAAAAAAGUGCAAGAGGAGGAGUGUAAGAUGAAGUGGAAAAUUAAAAACAAGGUUAAAGUGAUGUCUUUCUGAGCUUUAUCAUUUAUGACAACAUUUUUAAUACUUAAUUUUACAUAUAUGUAUGUUCACUUGAGAAUUAUAUUUUCUACAUAUUCUGUUCUAAUUUUUCUGUGUCAUUGAGGACAAUGUCAUUUUUAAGUUGAGGGGUGAAGUAUUAAUUCUUAAUUUAUGCUAUAGGACAAUUAAGAACAUGUGUUUGUAUUUUUUUUCAUGCUCACUUAGAACAGCAACUAAAAUAAAAGAUUCGGAAAAACUACAAUAUCUAUUUUCUGGUUUUCUGUCAUGAACAAUAGACUGACAAAAAUAAUAGAGAAAAAAAAGCCCAAAAUUUAAAAUUCUAGAGACCCUUUCUCACAUUUCAAUGCCCUAGACAUAUAUUGCUGAAAUUCAAAAUUACAGUCAUAAAGAGAAUAGUUUUGGUUUAUUUUUGACAAAUUUAUUGUUGCUAAAAAUAGAGCUGAAAACAUAAAGCAAAACUAUCAGAACUAUCUAAUUUACAAAUUUCUUACAUCAUAUUGCAUGCACGAAAAAUUAAAUCAAGUAGAUUGAUUGAUACCAAAAGAUACUAAGAAGAUUAUUAUUAAGUUAAAAGAAUGAUUUAGUAGCAUGAAAUGUUGGAAGACUCCUUGGAUACAUAAUAGAUAACAUGGAUUUGAUUUUAUAGAUUUUCAGUUCAUGAUCUUAAUAAAUAGUAUUUACUUGAUGUGAAAAUUUGAUUGAUCAUUUGAGUUUAAUAGAAAUUUUUGCACCUUGAUCUAUAGGACUUGUGAGGAGAAAUCACUUAUUUCAAAAAAAAAAAGAGAGAGUAAUGUGAAAAAUCUAGAAACAAAGAGUACACAUGGAGGGUGUGAGACAUCAUUCUCAUUGUCAAAAAUCAUGUAUAGAAAAAUAUUUACUGUAAAAUAAGUAGAUAAAGUGAAAGCCCUAAAAAUGAAGAGUACACACAUGGAGGGUGUGAGACAUCAAUCUUAUUAUCAAAACUUGUCUAUAGGAAAAGUUACUUAUCUACUAUAUAUAUAUAUAUAAAAAAAGAAAUAUAAUGCAAACUUUUAAAAAUUAAGUCAUGAGAAAAGAGAAAUAUAGGAUUAAUAUUAUUUUUAGAUGAGUAUUGAUAAUUGGAGCAUGUUGUAAAUAUAUCUAUGAAUGAAGGAGUGAUAAAGAUGUGAAUAGAAGAAGUGAAGUCUAGAUUGUUAUUUCAAGUCUUUCAUGAGAAGGUGUGAUGUGGGUUUAGUCCCACACUACUUGUGCACCAAAGUUUUGGGCGAAUAUAUAGUAAUAUUACAUUUGCAAGCAAUGAGUCCCUUUCUACCGCUUCCUCCAACAUCGAUCUCACAUUUCUUUGAGAUGGAAUUUAAUGGUGGCCGCCAGAAGGUGGGGAGGGGUCGGCGGCGGUAUCGCCGAGGGAGCAACCGUCGUCAAGCCUAGACAGGGUCAUCACCCACCAUGUCUUAUUGCCAAAGAAAGCGCAGACAGGCCGCGUGGGCAGCCGGCCACCACGUGGACGCCCCAAGUCAACACGCCGCUUUCCGACGGAGGCCAGACAUGGACAUCCAUGUGAACGGCCGGCAGGGGGACCAACUGGCCAGCAACCGGCAACAUCCCCGCCCCUCCCAACCGCCGUCCGGCCACUGUUUCCUGCAUGGUGCAACAUAAUAGUAGUACAUAAUCUCAUUUACUCGCUCUUCCGAAGUAGGGGGAGAGGCCCCCGAAGGCACAGUAAAACAGUGAAAAAUGUGAGAGAUGAUGAUAUAUGAUAGAAUAUGUUCUAUGAUGGUAUAUAUAGCGGAAACGAGGGGAUAUUGAGAACAUUGUCUCGAUACCCCACAUCCGCCUGGUGGAGUAUUAUUUGAGGAAGAAAUUGAGAGGGAGCUCCCGCCAUCUACUCUUUCCUUCUCCUUGGUCGCCUCUCUCUCGCCGGUGGACUCCUCCAGAAUGAGGGCUCGGGUCUCAGCGUUGCUCCUCUUGCUGCUGCUGCUGCUGCUGUUGCUGCUGCCUCUAG